This is a messenger RNA of Effrenium voratum, 426 nucleotides long. NCBI's taxonomy places the organism in Eukaryota, Dinophyceae, Suessiales, Symbiodiniaceae. The record is from the annotation of a GenBank genome assembly.
AUGAGCACAGUAGACCCCUGGUUCGAGCAUGCACGUGCACGUUUUGAGUCUGAAGAUGUUGGCGCUGUGCAACAUCAGAAUUUGGUUGUCUCGGGCUGCUUCCCACCAAGUAUGAUGUUGCGCAUCAUCUCUCCUGCCAGAGCUUGCCAGGGGUUUGCUUUCUUCUGCGUCCACAGCGAAGCCGGCUGCAAAGAUCGCACCCAUGUCUUUGUCGCAGUUGGCUACAUGUACGACACCUGGUUUUGCGGCUUCUCCUUGAGGUUUCAGGAGCACACAGACACGCCCUGUGGACAUAUCGCUCCAUUUGAGGCCCUCCAGCUCGGCUGCCGGUUUUCAACAGCCCUCCGGCGACCUCGGCGGGUGUGUCUUUCGGACACGCCUGCUCCGGUUUCUGGCAUCUUGCGUGCCAGUGUCCUCAGCAGUUAG